Messenger RNA from Arachis stenosperma, 870 nucleotides. RefSeq lists its product as uncharacterized. The coding region runs from base 108 to 695 and encodes 195 amino acids. NCBI's taxonomy places the organism in Eukaryota, Viridiplantae, Streptophyta, Magnoliopsida, Fabales, Fabaceae. The record is from RefSeq and is a predicted model, not a curated record. The transcript is spliced from 2 exons.
GGGCUCAUCUUCAUCUUACAUUUUACACUAUUUAGAGUCUAUGGAGGAUUGGGCUUCAUAUUUCACCACCGCACAGUGGUGAUCUCGUUGUUCUAUCAGAGAGAGUGAUGGCGGAAUUGGAUGCUGCUGAGCCAAAAAGGCGAAAAACGGAGCAGGUUGAAAUGGCGGAGGAAGCGUGCCUUUGCCUUGUUACUUAUGAAGAGUUGUUCGUGAUCAAACUAAGCAAUUUAAAGAAACAAGAUGAUGAUGCCAAAGAUUGGACUUAUUUGCUUCCUCCACCAAAGAUCGAGUUCUCUUUGCGACUUCGAGAGCCUGGUUUGUGUCCUUUCGAGUUCGACUCCAAGAUCUAUAUGGCGCUGUCCAGAGCACCGCGUCAGAAUCUCACAAAGAAACCCGGCUGCUGGCGAAUCUACGAAUUCAAAUUUGAGGAGCGCAGAAUUGAGCUUGCGGAAUCACUGGAUGGUGUACCCGCCCCUCUUUGCUGGUCAUUCAUCGCAAACACGCCAGGCUCAGGCCAUCUUUACUUCUAUAUAAAUCCACUGGUCAUAGAUUCUGGAUUUUACGUUCUUUGGAGGGACCUCCUCUUAACACACCUUUGGAGAAGGUGUUUGCCAUUUUGGUUAACCACCAGAAUGGCGGCGUCGCAUUAUAUGAAUGCCUUGAUGUGUUUUUUGAGGGUUUUCAACCCUGGAUAACAGAUAGGGCCACGGGAAGGUGUGUGCAAUACUCUCUGCGGAACUAUUGGAUUCCGGAUUCGAAUCAUUGGCGCUCUGCUUCUCAGUUUUCACACUGUCCCUAUUAGAGGACUUUGCAGCAUUGCAACUUGACAGUGGAGCUCCACCCAUGGAGCGAGAUUUCUUAAAAGUGACU